UCAGCCGCACCGGCUCUAGAUAUUUCUCAACGACGACGAACAAAAGAAUACUCUCGUUUUUCUUCCUUCCCCAAAUACCUACCUAAUCCGCCCCCACGCCCGCUUUCGUCAGCCAAAAAACAAAACAACCAAUAUAAAUACCAAUAAUUCUAUUAUUUACAACCAAUACAUAAAACAUAAUACCUCCUCGGAAUGUAUGGGCCAGCGAAACGCACCUCCGUCGACAACACCAAACCUCGAUAUUCCAAAUUGAGAGCGUCUUGCGAUACUUGCUUUCUGGCAAAGGUCAAAUGCAGUAAGACGAGGCCAAUCUGCUCACGAUGUCUCGCUUGUGGAGCGGAUUGCAAGUACAGCCCUUCGUCGAGAGCUGGGAAACCCAAGGCAGAUGGCUCUUCCUCCUCCAAGACACAUCGUCCGUCUCUGUCGGCGGAUAUGGCAAUAGCUGAAGGAGCCGUCUCGAAUCGACACCCUUCGAUGCGUCUGAAUGGCGGGAAUCACACGGCAUAUGGAAUGGAGGCAGAGGAGACGGAAUGGUCAGUCAUGCUGGGGUCUCCAGAUGGAUCUAUGGGCCGACGAUCCAUUUCCUCAGCUUCAUUACCUCGGAAUGGAGACGAUAGUUCUGGGACAGAUAGCUCGGGAAACCCAGCUCUGUUUGAUCCCUCUUUCUCGUGGACACCACACACAGAUAUGACUUCUCCCUACCUAGACAACAGCCUCCACUACCGCUCCAAAUCCAUGAACGACGGCCCCAUCCCCCAAUCCACCGUUCCCUGGUACGACCACCCCGACGCCGCCGCAAACUACCAAUCUCACCAACAAGCCGGCCUAGCUCCGAUGCCAAAUAAUGUUUAUAUGUCUAAUGCUGCUGCUAUGGCCGGCAAGAACCCCACCUGCAACUGCUUCAACACCUGCCUGCACGCCCUGGGCGCGCUCCACAACUCGGACGGCAUCUCGGCCGCGUCGCCCUUCGACGUGAUCCUGACGGUCAACCAGAAGGCGGUCGAGACCUGCGCCGUCAUGCUCAACUGCCCGAUCUGCAUGUCCCGGUCAGGCUUCUCAUCCCGCACGAUGUUCCUGGGCACCAUCCUCGGCAUGAUCAUCGCCAUCUACCAGGACGCAUCCAAAAACUACUUUGGCGGCGGCGGCAGCGUGGGGCCGGAUCAGCUGCCGUUGACGUUCGGGUCGUACCGCGUGGCGAGCGAAGAUGUGCGCUGGCUGCAGAUGGAGAUCAUAUUGAGGGAUCUGAAGAAGUUGGAGGAGCUGUUUGCGAAGUUCCAGGAGAGUUCCGUGAAGAGUGAGAGUGAUGAGGGGGCGGGGAUGCAUAGUGCGGUUACGAAUUACCUUUGUCAGAGCUUGCAUCAUACGACCGAGGCGUUGAAGUCUCAGAGGAAUUAUUGCUGUGUUCAGGAAGGGAUGGCUUGAUGCCUCUUUUUUCCCCCCUUCCUCAUAAUCAAGAGAAAAAAGAAGGAAAGGGUCGGUCUUGGCAAAGGGCGUUCGUCGGCUUCUUCGGUUCUGGGAUGGGAAUACGGGACGGGAUCAUCAAUCAUACUUUGGCAGG
Molecule: messenger RNA, 1558 nt
Organism: Mollisia scopiformis
Lineage: Eukaryota; Fungi; Ascomycota; Leotiomycetes; Helotiales; Mollisiaceae
Exons: 2
Coding region: 193-1422 (409 amino acids)
Biological process (GO): regulation of DNA-templated transcription
Molecular function (GO): zinc ion binding; DNA-binding transcription factor activity, RNA polymerase II-specific
Source: RefSeq, a predicted model, not a curated record